CAUAAACGAAUGUACCCAUAUUCACAGUCAAAUUCAAAUGUGCUCAUUGCUAACCGUCGCUGGGAUAAAAGAGGAAACAUCGUGCGAUAUUCUUCGUUUUGUGGAUAAAAGUGGUUUUUGAUUCGUAAUUACGGAAGUUUUAUAUCUUCACGAGAAAACGCUUGAAGUCUUAAAAUAAAUAAACAUGCUAUUAGGUGACCAUUAGGUAAUUUUACAAUAAAUAAUACGUAGAGGAUUGUAUUUGAGUUACUGCAACUGAAACACUGUUUAUUGUGAACGACAAGAUGGAAUCUCGUUUACCGAAACCAAGAAUAAUGAUAAAAAAAGCAACUAGUAUAACGGAUAUAGCGGCUAAGAAUAACAAUCAUAAAAUAAUCAAAAAUAUGCCUACAUCAGCAUCGACAUUAACAUCAACAUCAACAUCUGGUGGUACAAAAUCUACGAAUGAGAAUAAAUUAGCAGUUAAACAAACCUUAGUUCGAGCCAAGACGUUAUCUGUCAUCACACGACCAAACAAUGUGAAAGCAGUAAAACGAACAGCUACUGAUAUCAUACAUGGAGAAACAAAAAAACCUUUUAUUAAAUCUGCUGCUAAAACAUUAGUGAACAAACCAAACAACAAUGUAUUGAAUACAGUGAACAAGGUAAACAAAGUUAUCCAAAAUGACACAGAUAAAGCAGGCAAGAUUAAAAAAUGGGAUUUACGUGGUCGUUUGGCGCAGACAAGUGAUAAACUAUCGGUUGUACAACAGAAAAAUAAAGAUAUAGAGUCAAAAUGCAUUAUUCUUCAAAAUUUAGUGGAUACUUUAAAAGCCAGCGAAGCUACAUGUAAAAAUGAAAUAGAAAAACUUCAAGUUUCAAACAAUACUUCGACUGCCGAACUUCAAAUUUUAACAGUAGAAAUAUCUGCAAUUCGAAAAAAUGAGGAAGAUUUAGCAAAACGAUUAAAGGAAUCGGAAGAAUUAUGUACAAAUCUUUCUCGCGAAUUGAACAAAUAUCAGGAAAACUGUAAAACACAAGAAAUACUUAUUUCAGAACAAGCUAAGCAGUUAACAGUUUUCCAAAUAGAUUUAGAAUUACAAAAAAAGAUAAACACAGAUUUGAGUAUUGCCAAGGAAGAAUUACAAGCAUUGACUCAUAAAAUGGAUAAAGAACGGAGAAUAUUGCACAAUAAUAUACAAGAAUUAAAAGGCAACAUCAGAGUUUUUUGCCGAGUUCGUCCACGAACUUUGAAAGAGAUUGAACAAAUGAAAGCUCUGUGUACUAUAAGUUUUAUAGAUGACUGCACUAUUGAAGUGAACAAAUCAGAUGGAUCAGAUGCAAUUAGCUGCAGUGGUAAGCUGCGAGGGAUAAAGCAAGAAUUUUCAUUUGAUAAAGUCUUUACACCCAACGCAUCACAAGAGGAUGUAUUUCAAGAAUUAUCCCUUUUAGUGCAAUCAGCACUUGAAGGAUAUAAUGUUUGCGUUUUUGCUUAUGGCCAAACUGGUUCUGGAAAAACGUACACUAUGGAAGGAGAAUGUGGAUUGCAGACUGAAGGCAUGAUACCUAGAACGGUACGUCAUAUAUUUGAAGAGAUGAAGCAGUUUGAACUUCUUGGUUGGAAGUAUCGAAUAGAAGCAAGCUUUUUAGAAAUUUAUAACGAGCAUAUUAUUGAUCUUCUCGACUCACAACAAAAAAUCCACGAAAUACGAAUGGUUGAUAGCAAAGGUCAAGAUUUAUAUGUCAGCAAUCUACAAAUAGAGGAAAUACACAAUCCAGAAGAACUGCACGAAUGUCUACGAACAGCACAACGCAAUCGAGCCUGUGCAGCUACACAUUCAAAUGAACGAUCAUCUAGAUCCCAUUCAGUGACAAGGAUACGAUUGAUUGGUACACAUAUUGCAAAACAAGAGGUAUCGGUAGGAAAUCUGAAUUUAGUUGACCUAGCUGGAUCUGAACGUUUAAAGACCGAAGAAGCUGUUAGGACUGUAGAAACAAAAAAUAUCAACAAGUCUCUAGCAAAUCUCGGCAAUGUCAUUUUAGCGCUUUUGAAGAAACAGGAACAUGUUCCUUACAGAAACUCUAAAUUGACUCAUUUACUCAUGCCUUCUCUAGGAGGCAAUUCUAAAACUUUGAUGUUACUAAAUAUAUCUCCACUAGAUGAAUGUUAUAACGAGACAUUAAAUUCGCUGAGAUUUGCUAGUAACGUUAACAAUUGCAAGACUGGAAAUAUUAAACGAAGCCGAAUGGUUUUACAAAAUACGACUAACUGAAUUUAGAUGUAUUACCUGAUUAAGAAAGUGUCAUGUUAUAUUUUUUAAAAGUUUUAUAUGAUUAACAUAUUUUAAUAUUAAUAUUUUUACUAAUGUAAUUUAAAGUAAUUUAAGAAAAACAUUCUCUUUUUGAUUGGUUACAAAACCAUGCAAAAAUAUUCUUUUAUGACAUCAAUAAUGGCAUAAUAUGAGAUAUUAAACACAAAUAAAUCAAUAUAUAUUU
This is a messenger RNA of Solenopsis invicta (red fire ant), 2475 nucleotides long. RefSeq names its product protein claret segregational. Gene Ontology annotation, biological process: microtubule-based movement. The transcript is spliced from 5 exons. Gene Ontology annotation, molecular function: microtubule motor activity; ATP binding; microtubule binding. NCBI's taxonomy places the organism in Eukaryota, Metazoa, Arthropoda, Insecta, Hymenoptera, Formicidae. The coding region runs from base 285 to 2252 and encodes 655 amino acids. The record is from RefSeq and is a predicted model, not a curated record.